This is a messenger RNA of Aspergillus fumigatus Af293, 2622 nucleotides long. RefSeq lists its product as uncharacterized. The record is from RefSeq and is a predicted model, not a curated record. NCBI's taxonomy places the organism in Eukaryota, Fungi, Ascomycota, Eurotiomycetes, Eurotiales, Aspergillaceae.
AUGGAUGUCGACAAUCCAAAUACCCCCACCUCACGCGAUCCUCGCCUCGUCAGUCGAAACAGGCCAGCGCCAGCUAGGACAGCAUCUCUAGAUGCUGGCAUAUGGGGUUCUCCUAAUGGUUAUAAGUUAGGGGCACGGUCACCGAACAAUCCUCCGCCUAUUGACAGGCAAGAUGAGGCUCCUGGAGAUCAAUUCAUUCGCACGCUCUCAGAAUUGAUUAAAGCUGCUGUUGACACAGCUGCUCGAGAAGUCGAAAAGGAUAAGUUGCUGAAGAAGAAGGACAUGACAGAGGGUCUGUUGCGAAAGGCAAAAGCUGCGCCAAACUUCCCAUCAACCACAGCAUUUUUCCAGCAAGCUCGCAAGGAUGAAGAUUCUGAGUUGACACGAAUGGAUGAGACUAUCUCUAGACACCAAGCACACUAUCGACAACUAGAAAAUUCUCUCACGACCAAAUGGGUGCCUUUGCUUCUGCGCAACCAUUCUGAUUCGGACCAGAAGAUAAACAAACUACAGGAUGAAAUUCGGGCACUCAAGAAGCGAGCAGGAGAUUCAGAAUCAGGUGCAAGUCGUGAGAAAUAUCAGUUGCUAGAGACCAAGAUGAAGAUGCUUCAAGAUCGUGUCGUCCUACUCGAGAAGACUUCCGACAACUAUGCGACUUCCAUCAACACUCAGAUGAGAUACGAAAAAGAGAAUAAGGAACGUGUUGAUAAAUUGAGUUCAGAUAUUGCUCAAUUUGCCUCUCAGGAAACCAUACUGAAACACUUUUCAACAGAAGUUGAGGAGUUGAAAAGGAUCACGAUUGCCUUGGAUGCCAAGCUGAGCUCUUUGCAAAGGGCACAGGAGGAAUAUUCGGGUUCUCUCGGAAGAGUAAAUGAAAUUAUCGAUGCGCAACGGAAACGUCUCGAUGCCAGCAACGAUAAUUCUGCUACUUUUGAGAAAAAAUUCAAGGAAAUCCACGAGCGCCUGGCCCCAAUAGAAAAGGUCCAUGUAAUCCCGCCGGAGGGUCCAGCAACAGUUCCAAUUGACGCAUCUAAAAUUGAGUUGCGUUUAAAGAAUGUCGAAGACAAUUUAGCCAUGAUUCCCAGACCUGACUCAUCCUUGCGGUCGACAGUCCAGAAUCUAUCAGAACAACUCCAGCAAUUGCAAAGCCUUCAGGCGAUGAAAGACGAAUUUCAUUUCGCAGAAAUGGAGGAGAUUAAGAAAUCAACCGUCGACAAAGCCGACAUACAAUCAUUGAAAGACAACUACAGCCGCCUUGCUGACGAAACACGGAGAAUAAGCCAGUUGGACCGUGCAGGAGCUGUAGGACAAGCUGAGAUACAGUCAUUGAAAGACAGCUACAGCCGCCUCGCAGGAGAAAUACAAAAAUUCCAGUCGGACCGUUCAGGAGCUGUAGAUCAAGCUGAGAUACAGUCAUUGAAAGACAGCUACAGCCGCCUCGCAGGAGAAAUACAGAAAAUCCAGUCGGACCGUGCAAUAGCCGUGGAUAAAGCUGAGAUACAGUCAUUGAAAGAGACCUGCAGCCGUCUCGCUGAAAAUAUACAGAAAAUGAGCCAGUGGAACCCCGCAGCAGCCCUUCAGCAAAUUCACACGGUAGACGUGAAAAUCAACACAGUCGAUGCGGCACUGAAAAGUUCUAAUCGCCUACUCGAGAGUGUGCGCGUUGGCCUCCAUUCCCUGGAGACACGUUACAACCACCUCUCCACUGAAAUGGUCGUAAAGAACAUGGUUGUUGCCAUGCAAGAGAUGUACCCCUCUGCAGGCCAAUUGACAGAGCAGAUCACAACCUUGAAAAAUCAAGCUGAGAAAGAAAUAUCAUCCCUGAAAAAGACCAUUGAGCAGCUCGUCCAGACCCAAAAUAGUCAGAAGGCUUUGGUAAAUUGCCUUCAAGACGACGUCGGCCAGCGUUCAGCAGAAAUAACCCAUCUCAGGGACCUUUUUGGAAAGGUUGCUCAUCAGGUCUCUGCUCUCACGGAACAGCUAGAGGAGGUACGUGCUUUGCCAGAUAAAAAAGGCAAAGAGGUUGCCGAUGGUCAAAACAGAAUUGAGUUGAAUGAAUCCUUCCGCGAAUUGAAAGACCAGGUCCAAAACUUAUCCAGUGGCCUCAACCAGAUGAAAGUCGUGAUGAGUGAAAUCACCCUAAAUAAAAAGGAUUUGCAAUCGCUCGAUGAUCGGUUCCGCUGCUUAGAGGAAUCUGUGCCGGUCAAUCAUCGGGUUUUGUCAGAGCAGAUUAAUACACUCAAGGAUUCUUUGGAAACCCAUAAAUCCAUAGUACAGGCGCUAGAUUGUCUCCCAGCCAGUGGGAUGCAAUCACUCAAGCGAGAACAGAGCCCUUCGGGAUCAGAUGCCGCCCCACACACGAACUUUGUUGAGAUGACCGAGACCAAUCCUGCGUUGGCAUUGCGCGAGAAGAAAAGAAAGAAGAAACGACCACGCCCUCCAACUCUAUCCGACAAUGAAAAUGAGAGGUCAUCUGGUUCUAGAAACGAGUCUCCCAUGAUAUUCUCUUCACCAGCUCAUACGUUGGACAAUGAAGUUGCAUCACCUUCGGAGAACAAGAGAAAGACCAAGAAGAAGAAAAAACGCAGGUUGAUCACGGAGGGUCCCAUCACCAUAGACUAG